This is a messenger RNA of Episyrphus balteatus (marmalade hoverfly), 1205 nucleotides long. It is a transcript of the gene Sgf11, whose product is annotated as SAGA-associated factor 11 homolog. Gene Ontology annotation, cellular component: SAGA complex; DUBm complex. The record is from RefSeq and is a predicted model, not a curated record. The transcript has 2 exons. Gene Ontology annotation, biological process: positive regulation of DNA-templated transcription; regulation of transcription by RNA polymerase II. Bases 240 to 1103 code for a protein of 287 amino acids. Gene Ontology annotation, molecular function: transcription coactivator activity. NCBI's taxonomy places the organism in Eukaryota, Metazoa, Arthropoda, Insecta, Diptera, Syrphidae.
CCAACACAAACAAAAAUCUUCACAUUUUACUUCUCUCUCUACCGGUUUUUGCUGUCAAAUGCCAGCAAAAAAAAAAAAAUCACUUUCGUCGUGUGUCGAACGUGUAUCACUUUUCUAUAAUCACAAAUUAAAGUCAAUAAUUUUCUCAUCAUUUUCCACGCAUUUCCUUCUCCAAAAUCGUCUCUAUCAAAUCCACUCCCCAUUCAGUACAAAACAAACAUCCAACUUAUACAUUUGCAAUGAGUGAGACUGAAAGAUCCAAACCCAAAGAAUCGCCAAGCACAUCAACGACCACAACGACGACCACAAGUUCUACUGCUUCUUCAUCGUCUUCGUCAUAUUCAACAACAGCCACAACAAGCAAGGUAAGUAGCAGCAGUAGCUCAACCACCAGCAGCAGCUCCUCUUCACACACACCAAGAUCUAGCUCCAGCAGCAGUUCAACAUCCUUCGGCAGCAGCAGUGUCAGCAGCACGACAACAAAACUUCCAAGUAAGCCACCGCCUCCGCUGCCACCAUUGCCACCACCUUCGCUCAAACAUCUGCCACCGCCGGCACCCGUUAGCCGGCCACCACGAACUCAAUAUCCAACAGCGUCGGCAAUUCGGAAAGCAUUUCUCAAUUAUAUGAAAGAUCCCGAAUGUUUGGACAAAGCUGCCGAUUAUCUUUACGAAUCGUUGCUGGAAGACGCUGUCAUGGGCAUUUAUUUGGAAGUGCAUCAUUCGAUUAAGAGUGGUUCGCUGGAAGCGAUUGAAGGACAGUCGGAAGAUGAUACAGCUUUUAAAAUAGUUGACACACCGAAUUAUGAUGUUUUUGGAAUGAGCAAGGCUCGCAAACCAAUUUAUUGCAAUUGCCCGAAUUGUGAUCGAUUGGUUGCGGUGAGUCGGUUUGCACCGCAUCUUCAAAAAUGCAUGGGAAUGGGAAGACAAACAUCUCGCACAGCAAGCCGAAGGCUUGCCAAUGCCAAAGAAGGCAGCUCCAGUUAUUUCUCAUCGAAUGUUAGCGAUGACGAAGACGAUGCAGACUGGUCAUCUGAUAAACGUCGAAAGAAAAUCCAAACAUCUCGAACAAAUGGUUCCAAGAAGAAUGGAAAAUCUUCCUAAUUAAACUGUAUUAUCAAUUAGGUUAAUCCAAAUAUAAUAAAUAUAGAAUUUAAAAAUUUAUUUCGGAGCACUUUUUAACUUGUAAAAUCCCUCAAACAAAAA